This is a messenger RNA of Anopheles gambiae (African malaria mosquito), 1114 nucleotides long. RefSeq lists its product as uncharacterized. Bases 216 to 1034 code for a protein of 272 amino acids. The record is from RefSeq and is a predicted model, not a curated record. The transcript is spliced from 3 exons. Lineage: Eukaryota; Metazoa; Arthropoda; Insecta; Diptera; Culicidae.
UACCGGUACGAGCCUCAGUCUCAGGUACGGUGCUGGACAUUCGUGACAUUAACAGUAAAAAACAAUAAAAAGUUUCCGAUCCAUUGUUCGCUGUUGCGUUGCAGCUUGGUUGUGGGUGAAAAUCCUGUUGUUGAAACCGUGCGUGUGUGUGUGUGUGAUUGUGCUCAAUUUCCAGUGUUUUCCGGUGGUUGAAAAAAAGAAAAGAAAACAAAAACAUGAGCAACCGUCAAGUUCGGCGCUUCGGGCAGCUGUCACUCGUGGCGCUGCUGGCACUGGUUGCCGCCGCGGCCGGCCAGCUCUCCUUCCACAACGAUCCAUCCCAGAACAGCUUCUCGAUCAAGCUGCCCUCCUUCCAGCAAUCGUUCACGCGCUACUUCGGCAAUCAACCGCAGGGUGCCCUGCUCCAGCAACAGCAGCAGCAGCAGCAGCAGCAGCAGCAACAGAUUCCCAGCACACUGUCCCAUCCAUCGCUGAUCGGCACCCAGGCACAGGCCUAUCAGCAGCAGCAGCAGCAGCAGCAGCAGCCCAUAUACUAUCAGCCGCAGGCGCAGCAGCAACCUCAGCACGAAAGUCUGAACCGCUACGUCGCCCAGUUCCCGGACCAGCCGCACUACACCGUCCAGGAGAACUACAUCAAUCCCAACAUUCGGAUGCGGCUGCAGCAGCAGCGCCUUCUGCAGCAGCAGCAGCAGCAGCAGCAGCAGUACGCCGCCCCACAGCCCAACAAGUAUGCCACCUUCACCAGCUUCGGUGCUCAGCCGACGGCCCCAGACGCCACCGUCUACGCAGGGAACAAUCAGCAGCAGCAGCCACAGUACGAGUACGUCCAGCAGACGGGCGAGGGCCAGCAGGAGCAGACCCAGUACCAGCAGCAGCAGCCGUCCUAUUCCGUACGGGGGCAGCAGGCUCCCCAGCCCGGCACGGAGACGGACGCGUCCACCAACGCGGCCAAGCUGAUCGGCGUUGCCUUUUCGCCCUCGAACGAGGUGUCGCAGGUGAAGUUUAGCAGUGCGGGCCUCAAGUACAACUUCUAGAUGCGCAAAGGUGCGGCCCAACCCCCCUGGUCUGGGCUGGUGGUUAGUGUUAAUGUUUCGAAUAAAAUUAUUACCUGUUU